Aspergillus uvarum CBS 121591 is the source of this 267-nucleotide messenger RNA. RefSeq names its product RAMP4 family protein. The record is from RefSeq and is a predicted model, not a curated record. Gene Ontology annotation, cellular component: endoplasmic reticulum. Lineage: Eukaryota; Fungi; Ascomycota; Eurotiomycetes; Eurotiales; Aspergillaceae. The transcript is spliced from 2 exons. Bases 1 to 267 code for a protein of 88 amino acids.
AUGGUGUUGGAUACUAAUCUCAAAUUGCAGGCUCAAACACCACAGCAGAGAAAAGCCAAUGAGAGGUAUGCAAAGCAUGAAGCCUCAAAGCGUGGCAAAGGAGGGGUGAUGGCGAAGCCAAAACAGCACUCACGGUCUCCAGUAUCUACUGGCUGGAUUGUCAUCCUUGCGUUUGUUGUUUGUGGUGGAAUAUUUCUCGAAUUACUGGGGAUUGUGCCUCGGUUAUGGUCCGCUCUUGUUACGAACUUUAGUCAGUUGUUGCAGUAG